Molecule: messenger RNA, 869 nt
Organism: Hippocampus comes (tiger tail seahorse)
Lineage: Eukaryota; Metazoa; Chordata; Actinopteri; Syngnathiformes; Syngnathidae
Gene: il17d
Product: interleukin 17d
Exons: 2
Coding region: 109-750 (213 amino acids)
Biological process (GO): inflammatory response
Cellular component (GO): extracellular region
Molecular function (GO): cytokine activity
Source: RefSeq, a predicted model, not a curated record
UGCGCGGACAGAGUACUGAAGCUCCCAAGUUUAGCCGCCGACAGUGCGAUGAGGCCCCCCGUUCCCGCUUGAGUCGAAGCAGUCGAGACACCGGGAAGGAAGCUCGUCAUGCCCCCCGGGCUCCGCGUCCUGAUUCCGGCGGCGGCCGCGCUCCUGCUCCUCGCCGGCGGCGCCGCCGCCGCGGUGGGUGGCCGCGCGAGGAAGAAGGUGGCCCGGACCCGCUCGUGUCUGGACCUUCCCGAGGAGAUCCUGGAGCAGAUGUUCGGUCGCCUCUCGGUCGGCGUGCUGAGCGCCUUCCACCACGCCCUGCAGCUGGAGCCCCGAGACAGGGUCAACCUGAGCUGCCCCAGCGCCGCCUCCGCGCGCUCGUGGUCGGCUGACAGCAAGAGCAAACUCCCAGUCAACCUGCUCAGUGUCUCCCCCUGGGCCUACAGGAUCUCGUACGACCCGAACCGAUACCCUCGUCACAUCCCGGAGGCAUACUGCCUGUGUAACGGUUGCCUGACGGGACCUCAGCGACAGGAGACCCGACAAUAUCGCAGCACUCCUGUCUACGCGCCCUCCGUGGUCCUCAGGAGGUCCGGUUCUUGUGUCGGAGGCCGGCACUCGUACUCGGAGGUGUACGUGUCCAUCGCGGUGGGCUGCACUUGCGUCCCCCUGCUGCACAAGGACCGGACGCUCCAGAACGCCACCCGGACUCUGGACUCUUGGAAGACGGCCAAGACCAAAGCGGCACGCCCAUGGGGAUGAAGAUAAGUCAUCAUCUACUUACUGACAUUUGGGUACACUGGCAUAGUUGAUACUUUAUCGAAAUAAUAAGCAGAUCUUCUGUAUGCCUUAAGAAAGGAGCCAAUUAAAUAAGAGCAUUU